Cyprinodon tularosa is the source of this 1876-nucleotide messenger RNA. RefSeq names its product gamma-aminobutyric acid type A receptor subunit beta3 (gene gabrb3). Gene Ontology annotation, molecular function: neurotransmitter receptor activity; GABA-A receptor activity; extracellular ligand-gated monoatomic ion channel activity. The coding region runs from base 1 to 1575 and encodes 524 amino acids. Gene Ontology annotation, biological process: regulation of membrane potential; chemical synaptic transmission; signal transduction. Lineage: Eukaryota; Metazoa; Chordata; Actinopteri; Cyprinodontiformes; Cyprinodontidae. The record is from RefSeq and is a predicted model, not a curated record. Gene Ontology annotation, cellular component: GABA-A receptor complex; neuron projection; synapse. The transcript has 11 exons.
AUGCGGUUUUGGUGGAUUUUACUGUUUGGCUUUUGGAGCGUCAGUGGGGAACUACCCUUUAUAGCGGAGAACAACGCAGCCAUGCUGGUCAACUGGAAUGCUGUUGAUGGGAAUAAAAAGCUCUACGCCAUUUACGAUACAAGCGUCAACGAACCGGGUAAUAUGUCAUUUGUCAAAGAGACGGUGGAUAAACUGUUAAAAGGAUAUGAUAUUCGUCUCCGGCCAGACUUUGGAGGUGCACCGGUUGCUGUUGGCAUGAGUAUCGAUGUGGCCAGUAUAGACCUGGUAUCAGAGGUCAAUAUGGACUACACGCUGACCAUGUAUUUCCAGCAGUACUGGAGGGAUAAGAGGCUGGCUUAUGUGGGGAUUCCUCUCAACCUGACGCUGGACAACAGAGUAGCAGACCAGCUCUGGGUCCCAGAUACCUACUUCCUGAAUGAUAAGAAAUCCUUUGUGCACGGGGUCACUGUUAAGAACCGGAUGAUUCGGCUCCACCCUGACGGCACCGUCCUCUACGGACUCAGAAUCACGACUACCGCUGCCUGCAUGAUGGACCUGAGGAGAUACCCGCUGGAUGAACAGAACUGCACUCUGGAAAUUGAAAGUUACGGUUACACCACAGAUGAUAUAGAGUUCUACUGGAAAGGAGGAGACACGGCUGUGACCGGAGUGACACGGAUCGAGCUCCCUCAGUUCUCCAUAGUCGACUACAAGCUUGUCUCCAGGAACGUGGUCUUCUCCACAGGUGCCUACCCUCGGCUGUCACUGAGCUUCAAGCUGAAGCGAAACAUCGGAUACUUCAUCCUACAGACGUACAUGCCCUCCACCCUGAUCACCAUCCUGUCCUGGGUGUCCUUCUGGAUCAAUUAUGACGCCUCAGCUGCCAGAGUUGCUUUAGGGAUCACCACUGUGCUGACCAUGACAACCAUCAACACCCAUCUUAGAGAAACCCUCCCCAAGAUCCCUUAUGUGAAGGCCAUCGACAUGUACCUGAUGGGCUGCUUCGUGUUUGUUUUCCUGGCUCUGCUGGAGUAUGCCUUUGUCAACUACAUCUUCUUUGGACGUGGUCCGCAGAUGCAGAAGAAACUGGCUAUGAAAGCGCUGAAGGCAAAUAAUGAACGCAAUACAUUCGACCAACCCAAGUCCAUCCUGGAAGGAGUUAACUGCAAGACCUCGUCGUCUCUUAAUCAGUCCAAUCAGGUACAGAGUCGCCGUCAUUCACGUCAGGUCGAUUCCCAUGGGAACAUUUUGCUGACAACCUUGGAGAUCCACAACGAGGUGGGGGUUAAUGAGAUCACCACCACCCUGAGCGAGACACACAACUCCACCUCCAUGACGUUCGACAACUCUGGGGUCCAGUACAGGAAGCCGAGCGCGCCAAAUGAAUCGUGCCGACUCAGCCUGGACAGGAAUGCACACCUUAAGAGAACCCGCCUGAGGAGACGAUCGUCACAUCUCAAAAUCAAAAUCCCGGACCUCACCGAUGUGAACGCCAUCGAUAGGUGGUCCCGGAUCAUAUUCCCCUCAGCCUUUUCCCUCUUCAACCUGAUCUACUGGCUUUAUUAUGUCCAUUAACACACUGUGCUUUUGUAACCCAUCUUUGUUCCAUUCUGGUUGUGGAAUGGGAGGCGACUUUUUGAUGUGACACACGGCUGUGGCGGCAAAAUCAGAACAUGUAAGCUCAUAGCAAGUGCGGACUCUGGCAGAAGAGCCGUCACUCAGACUGUGCAAUGUAACCUGGAUUUAACAUGCGUGUAAAGACAUCCACUUCCUGCUUUGACUUCUGUAACCAGCUUGGAGACAAAAAGAUGAUUUCAACCACAGGAGAUCUCUCCCUAAAACACCAGUGUUUGAUUAAAUUCUGUUUAUUGAAUAA